Molecule: messenger RNA, 3119 nt
Organism: Dama dama (fallow deer)
Lineage: Eukaryota; Metazoa; Chordata; Mammalia; Artiodactyla; Cervidae
Gene: WARS2
Product: tryptophanyl tRNA synthetase 2, mitochondrial
Exons: 6
Coding region: 46-1203 (385 amino acids)
Biological process (GO): mitochondrial tryptophanyl-tRNA aminoacylation
Cellular component (GO): mitochondrial matrix; mitochondrion
Molecular function (GO): tryptophan-tRNA ligase activity; ATP binding
Source: RefSeq, a predicted model, not a curated record
CUGACCAGAUGUCACUCAAGACAAGACGGCUCCGCCCCUUUCAACAUGGCGCUGCACUCAAUGCGGAAAGCGCGUGAGUGCUGGAACUUCAUCCGGGCACUUCAUCAAGGACCCGACGCUGCUCCCGUUCCCCAGAAAGAUGCUGUGAAGCGAAUAUUCUCGGGCAUUCAGCCUACAGGAAUCCCCCACCUCGGCAACUAUCUGGGAGCCAUUGAGAGCUGGGUGAGGUUACAGGAUGAGCAUGACUCCGUGAUGUAUAGUAUUGUUGACCUACAUUCCAUCACUGUCCCCCAAGACCCAGUCAUCCUCCGGCAGAGCAUCUUGGACAUGACUGCUGCUCUCCUCGCUUGUGGCAUAAACCCAGAGAAGAGCAUCCUUUUCCAGCAAUCUCAGGUGUCUGAGCACACACAAUUAAGUUGGAUCCUUACCUGCAUGGUCAGAUUACCUCGAUUACAACAUUUACACCAGUGGAAGGCAAAGACUGCCAAGGAGAAGCAGAAUGGAACCGCGGGGCUGCUCACAUACCCGGUGCUCCAGGCAGCUGACAUUCUGUUGUACAAGUCCACACACGUUCCUGUUGGGGAGGAUCAAGUCCAGCACAUGGAGCUAGUUCAGGAUCUAGCACAGAGUUUUAACAAGAAGUAUGGGGAGUUCUUCCCAGUACCCAAGUCCAUUCUGAGUGUUUUGUUAUUUUGUUUACAUCUCCCCCCCGCCCCCACCCCAACCCGGGACGUGUGUUGGUGUUUCUACCUAGCAUCAAUGAAGAAGGUAAAGUCCCUGCGUGAUCCCUCUGCCAAAAUGUCAAAAUCAGACCCCGAUAAACUGGCCACUGUCAGAAUAACCGACAGCCCGGAGGAGAUAGUGCAGAAGUUCCGCAAGGCUAUGACGGACUUCACCUCGGAGGUCACCUACGAGCCCGCCAGCCGAGGGGGCGUGUCCAACCUGGUGGCCAUUCACGCAGCGGUGACCGGGCUCCCCGUGGAGGAGGUGGUCCGCCGCAGUGCUGGGAUGGACACUGCUCGUUACAAGCUGGUGGUGGCAGAUGCUGUGAUUGAGAAAUUUGCUCCAAUUAAGAGUGAGAUUGAAAAACUGAAGAUGAACAAGGACCACUUAGAGAAAGUUUUGCAAGUUGGGUCGGCAAAAGCCAAAGAGUUAGCAUAUCCCGUGUGCCAGGAGGUGAUGAAAUUGGUGGGCUUUCUAUAAGAAGUUUCAGUGAGUCCCCAAAAGACUUUUCUAUCUUGUGGUCUGUGCACUCCGAUAAAAGCAGCUUUUCUCACAAGCAAACAAUUAGAGUUUAGGGACACAUAAUUUGGUACAUCUGAUCAUUGGUUUCAUUUGAUGAAUAAUGAUUUGUAGGUUUCAAAUGAAGCAGUGUUCCGAAUCCCAAAUUCUCUAGCAAAAAAAAAAAAAAAAAAAGCCCAGAAGGCAUAACUAUCUGAAUCCUCAAUUAUUUGAUGCAUGCUCAUUGCCUUAAUUUAUUCACACAAAUGUGAUUGAGGUAAGUAGUAGUUAAUUUGGCCAAUGAGUGUUUCAUUUUUUUGCCUCUCUCUGGAGUCCUUACCAUCACAGGUGCUCCCUUUAUCUAUCCCAACCUUUUUAAAAAGUAAUGUGUAGAAGUCUUAGACUUAUAAUCCUUGGAAUGCCAUUUGGACCAAUUUGUGUUCAGAUCUCAUAUCAGAGCUCAUAAAAAUAAGUCAUUUGUCACUGAGAUGAUCCCUGCUUUAUUGUAUUUAAUCUGCUUAUUUCCCAAGAGACCAUACUGAUUUUUUUUCUAGAAAGUAUUAUUAUUAUAUUUUUUAUUCAGAGAUACAUGAUAUAACCUUCUGAGAAGGUUGAACUAUUUCAACUUGAUUUAUUUAUUGUACUAAAGCCCAGGUCCAUGGAUUAUGUUCUUAAUAUGUAUUGCCUUGCAUUUGUCCCUCAGUUUAAUGUCAUCAACCCAUCAUGAAAUCUAUAGGAGAGGAACUGCCAUUUUAUAUCUGAGGAACAUGAGGCUCAGAGAGUGCUGUUAGCUUGUACAGUAUCUCUCCAUGUGUAAGAAGCAAAUCCAAGAUCAAAACCUUUACUCCUUAUUCCUAAGUAGUGCUUUUUACAUCAGCACAUAGAGAGGCAGCAUGUUUGAGACCGCAAGCAUUCUUAUUUUGAAGGUGAGUACUAGAAAUAUAGGACUCCCCAGGUGGCCCAGUGGUAAAGAACCCUCUUGCCUAGGAAAUCCCAUGGACAAAGGGGCAUGGUGGGCUACAGUCGUUGGGGUCAAAAAAGAGCUGGACACAACUUAGCAAAUAAACAACAACAACUGGAAAUAUAAGACCUGAACUACUGAUACUGUUUAUAUCAGCAAAUCAACUAAUAGCUGCUAGAUGUAAAUCUGGACUCAGCCAAACUUGAUCACAUUUGCUACUCAGAAUCCCCAAGGCAGGUCCCUAGUUUUGGCUCCUUAUGCUUACCUUAGAAACAUUUCAAAGUAAUUCUGCCUGACUGCAAGAGUGGUUGGCCUGAGAAUACCCUGGCAGUCCAGUGGUUGACUCCAAGCUUUCACUGCAGGGGUCACGGUUUCGAUCCCUGGUUGGGGAACUAAGAUCCCACGUGCUAUGUGGCACAAUCAAAAAAAAAAGUAGUUGGCCCGAUGAGUUGGAUUUCCCCAUUGAGUGGAAGCUUCUCAUCUCACAUCUGCUUCAGUCUAAGUAGUAGCAAGUCGCUCUAAAACCUAGCUUCUCUGCACUUCCCUUUCCCACAUCUGAAAAUGGAAAUGAUAAUUGUGCUUCACCACACCAGGGCCUGAUUGAUUUUGUAACAGAAAUUGCUUAUAAGUUUUUUAUCAGUGAGUACCAUGUUCACCAUUUACACAUGAGAGAUGAGCAUGCUGGGCAAAGAAUUUUUACUCGCAUUUCUUAAAGAGAAGGAAAUAGAGUGGUCCUUUUAUCAGAGUAGAUGUUAAUACACCUAACACUGCCUCCCAGAAUCUGAAUUAAAAGAUCCUUUUUGCAUCUUUUCUUGAAAAGGGGUGUCUAGAGUCUUAGAGCCUCCUGGCAUAUUUAUCCAAGGCUCUUUUUUUUUGCCUUUAAAAGAAAUCCUAGUAUGAAUCCUGAAAAAUGACUAAAUUAAAGGUGGAUCUGUCA